This is a messenger RNA of Schistocerca cancellata (South American locust), 1670 nucleotides long. RefSeq names its product myrosinase 1-like. Lineage: Eukaryota; Metazoa; Arthropoda; Insecta; Orthoptera; Acrididae. Gene Ontology annotation, biological process: carbohydrate metabolic process. The record is from RefSeq and is a predicted model, not a curated record. Gene Ontology annotation, molecular function: beta-glucosidase activity. The coding region runs from base 145 to 1533 and encodes 462 amino acids. The transcript is spliced from 11 exons.
UUGUCUAAACGAGCGGUGUUGCUGCUGGCUGCGUGCUUGGCCUCCGUGGUAGAAGCCGCGCCGGGGGCAGCGGCAGCCGCCUCCCGCCGCCCCCGACUCCGCCUCCCGCGUGCUGACGCCGUCAACCAGUUCCCUGACGGCUUCAUGCUGGGGGCGGCCACGGCCUCGUACCAGAUCGAGGGCGGAUGGGACGCCGACGGCAAGGGCGAGAACAUAUGGGACCGUAUGUUGCACGAACAUCCGGAAUAUGCCAAGGGCGACAACGGGGACGUUGCCUGUGAUUCUUACCAUAAAUACGCCGAGGACGUGCAAGCAGUCAAGAAUCUGAAUGCAAAUGUGUAUCGUUUCUCUAUUUCCUGGGCUCGAAUUCUACCAAACGGAGAUACAGAUGUAAUUAACCAGGCAGGUCUGGACUACUACAACAAUCUCAUCAAUCUGCUGCUGGAAAAUGGGAUCCAGCCACUGGUAACGAUGUACCACUGGGAUCUUCCCCAAGCACUGCAGUACAUUGGCGGCUGGCCGAACCCCAUUCUGGCAGACUAUUUCGUCGAGUACGCUCGGAUUCUCUUCGAGAACUUUGGCGAUAGGGUGAAGUUCUGGAUAACUUUCAACGAGCCUGCUGUGUUCGUGAGUGGCUACGCCAGCCAGGGCGGGCAGGCCCCCAGCCAACCUGCUCCAGGUAUCGGCGAUUACCUGUCGGCCCACACGGUCAUCAAGGCGCAUGCGCGCGUCUACCACCUGUACCAAGAGCAAUACAAGGCCACACAGCAAGGUUACGUGGGCAUCACGCUGAACAGCGACUGGAACGAACCAGCCAGCAACUCAACCGAAGACAUCGAAGCAGCCGAACGCGCCCUCCAGUUCCAGGUUGGACUCUACGCUCACCCCAUCUUCACCGAGGAGGGCGACUACCCUCCAGUGAUGCGGGAGCGUGUGGACGCCAACAGCGCCGCAGAGGGAAGACCACGCUCCAGGCUGCCUUCCUUCACCAGUGACGAAGUGGCCUACAUCAAGGGAACAUCGGAUUUCUUCGGUAUCAACCAUUACACUUCGGUACUCACGGCAUCAGGUGACGCUGGAACCAUACCGUCAAAGGACCACGAUGCUGGCGUCAUCAACUACGGCGACGACUCUUACCCUCACGGCGCUUCUAGCUGGCUCAGGGUAGUCCCCUGGGGAUUCCGUAAACUUCUGAACUGGAUUGCUGUUUCAUACCCAGAAUACCCAAUAUUUGUGACGGAGAACGGCUACUCAGACUGGGGUGAGCUGGAUGACAAAAAUCGUACCAACUAUUACACGAGCUACCUAGCAGAAAUGCUGAAAGCGAUCAAUGUUGAUGGCAACAACGUAAUUGGUUACACAGCCUGGAGUCUGCUUGACAACCUUGAGUGGAACGAUGGCUACGCCAUUAAAUUCGGCCUGUAUCAGGUCGACUUCAAUGAUACCGAGCGUCCCAGGACAGCGAAGGAUUCAGUGCAAACUUUAGCUCAGAUCUACGCUAACAAGGAGUUACCCAUGGAGUACUUCCAGUGACAAAAUGUUCUGUAUCCUUCGAAAGACAUCGCAAGGCGUCAAUAACGAAGAACGUAUAAAAGCUGUACUUGAUCCUGAGAGAACAGUGGGCAGUCCAUCCUAAAUAAAAAAAUCAAUUAAAUGUUUUAUUUGUCUUA